GCGCCGGCCCCGCCCCUGGGAUAAGGGGAGCCACGCGCGGCUCGGCCGCCUCUUUUCCGCCGCGCGCUCCAAGAUGGCGGACACGCAGACCGAGCGGGCCUAUCAGAAGCAGCCCACCAUCUUCCAGAACAAGAAGCGGGUGCUGCUGGGCGAGGGUGGGAAGGAGAAGCUUCCCCGCUACUAUAAAAACAUCGGCCUGGGCUUCAAGACUCCCAAGGAGGCGAUUGAGGGCACCUACAUCGACAAGAAGUGUCCCUUCACUGGUAAUGUCUCUAUCCGGGGACGAAUCCUAUCAGGUGUGGUUACUAAGAUGAAGAUGCAACGCACCAUCGUCAUCCGGCGGGACUACCUGCACUACAUCCGCAAGUACAACCGCUUCGAGAAACGCCACAAGAACAUGUCCGUGCACCUCUCCCCCUGCUUCAGGGAUGUCCAGAUCGGAGACAUUGUCACCGUGGGAGAGUGCCGUCCCCUCAGCAAGACUGUCCGGUUCAACGUCCUCAAAGUCACAAAGGCUGCCGGUACCAAGAAGCAAUUCCAGAAGUUUUAAGGACGACGUAUGGAAGAUGCCGAGGGCAAAUAAAACUUUUGUAAAAACGUA
This is a messenger RNA of Chroicocephalus ridibundus (black-headed gull), 601 nucleotides long. RefSeq names its product ribosomal protein S11 (gene RPS11). Gene Ontology annotation, molecular function: structural constituent of ribosome. The transcript has 5 exons. NCBI's taxonomy places the organism in Eukaryota, Metazoa, Chordata, Aves, Charadriiformes, Laridae. The record is from RefSeq and is a predicted model, not a curated record. Gene Ontology annotation, cellular component: cytosolic small ribosomal subunit; ribosome. Bases 74 to 550 code for a protein of 158 amino acids. Gene Ontology annotation, biological process: translation.